AUGGCAGCGCUAGUGGACUCGCUGUGCGCCCCAAGCGUCGUCGUCGACAAUGCGGCACCGCUCGUCUACGACACCUUCAACGCCGCCUCGGCCGCGGGGUUCUUCUUCGACAAUGCCGCGGGUUUCUACGACGGCGCCGCCGGCACUGUCGGCCCUCCGGCUCCCGCGCCGCAGGAGGCGCCGGCCGGGGAGGCGUCGUCGGCUGCGCCGCCCAGGAGGAAGCGGCGGCGGCGGGCGAGGAGCUGCAAGUCGAGGGAGGAGGCCGAGUGCCAGCGGAUGACGCACAUCGCCGUGGAGCGCAACCGCCGGCGCCAGAUGAACGAGUACCUCGUCCAGCUCCGCUCCCUCAUGCCCGAGUCCUACGUCCAGAGGGGCGACCAAGCCUCGAUCGUCGGAGGGGCGAUCGAUUUCGUCAAGGAGCUGGAGCAGCAGCUGCAGUCCCUUGAAGCGCAGAAGCGCAGCCUCUCGGAUCACCAGCAGCAGCGCAAGGCGACGAUGCCGACGGCCACGGCCGCGGCCGCCGUACCAUGUGGCGCCGUGGAGUCCACGAGCAACUGCAGCAGCGGCGUCACGGAGUCCGACACGCCCGACUCCGCCGCCCCGUUCGCGGGGUUCUUCACGUACCCGCAGUACGUGUGGUGCCACUCCCCGCGAGACUCGGCGGCCACGCUCUCGGCGGAGGAGAGCCGCGCCGGCGUGGCCGACAUCGAGGUGAGCCUCGUCGAGACGCACGCCAGCGUCCGCGUCAUGGCGCCGCGGCGGCCGGGCCAGCUGUUCCGGAUGGUCGCCGAGCUGCAGGCGCUCCGGCUCACCGUGCUGCACCUCAACGUCACCGCGCUCGGCUCCCUCGUCCUCUACUCCCUCAGCGUCAAGGUGGAGGAGGGGUGCGGCCUGACGACGGCGGACGACAUCGCCGCGGCGGUGCACCAUGUCCUCUGCUUCAUACACGCGGAGGCGGAGGCGGAGGCGGCGCAGCAGAUGCUCGCGGCCGCGCAAUAG
Molecule: messenger RNA, 999 nt
Organism: Lolium rigidum
Lineage: Eukaryota; Viridiplantae; Streptophyta; Magnoliopsida; Poales; Poaceae
Product: transcription factor bHLH94-like
Exons: 3
Coding region: 1-999 (332 amino acids)
Biological process (GO): regulation of transcription by RNA polymerase II
Molecular function (GO): RNA polymerase II cis-regulatory region sequence-specific DNA binding; DNA-binding transcription factor activity, RNA polymerase II-specific; protein dimerization activity
Source: RefSeq, a predicted model, not a curated record